Rattus norvegicus (Norway rat) is the source of this 691-nucleotide messenger RNA. NCBI's taxonomy places the organism in Eukaryota, Metazoa, Chordata, Mammalia, Rodentia, Muridae. The record is from RefSeq and is a predicted model, not a curated record.
GAGGCUACCAAAAGAUGAAGCCACUGUAUUUGGUGUUUGGCCUUUGGGUUCUCAUAGGAUGCUUCCUGUCUGGUGAGUGUCACAGAGGCCCCAGAGGACAUGAUCCUAGACGACGACCACCACCACCUCCUCCUCCUCCUCCCCCUCCCUUUGGUCCAGGAAUUGGUCAACCACCCCCUCCACAUUUUGGUCCAGGAUUUGGUCCACCACCCCCUCCUCCUCCUCCUCCCCCUCCCUUUGGUCCAGGAUUUGGUCCACCACCCCCUCCUCCUCCCUUUGGUUUUUAUCCUCCUUAUAUACCACAUCCUCCACACCAUAGACCUCCAGCCAAUCCUCCUACAAGGCCUCCUCCAAGCAAUCCUCCUUCUCGACCUCCUCCCACAGUACAAGCAAAUACAAUACCAGCUGCCAAUAUCUCUGUAACUACUGGUAUUGCCCCAAAUUCCACUGAUAAUUUCUAGAGGUGGUAGCGAUUAAUAAAUUCCAUUUGGCAGCCAGAAUAAAAAUAAACCAAAGCACUGUGAAAUUUGGGAGCAAUAAUCUUUAAAAGCUUAAGAAACAACCUUUACCCAAGAAUUAUGCAAAAUGACAAUAAAGAGCAGAGCAGCAUUAUACAGCAUCUACUGCUGUCCUCAUUGUGAUGACCAUACUACCUACUGUGUUACUGGCAUAAAAUUAAUCUUUCCAGAAA